This is a messenger RNA of Delphinapterus leucas (beluga whale), 711 nucleotides long. NCBI's taxonomy places the organism in Eukaryota, Metazoa, Chordata, Mammalia, Artiodactyla, Monodontidae. The record is from RefSeq and is a predicted model, not a curated record.
GCCCAGGUUUGCUUAGGGCGUGGAGGCUGCGGAUAAAGGCAGGACCCAGGCUAAGCAGUCCCGCUCUCUCCCGGAACCUGAACCUCCACGCAGCAGCCUGUGGAGCACGCAGCCCAGCGGAGUUUCAAGGCCAGGCUUUCUGCCCUGGGGUGAGCUGUGUUCCCUGGAUAAGGAGCACAGUAGCAGGGGAUUGGGAACCAGAGGCAUCCCGGUGGCCCUGCUAAAGCUGGACCUCCCCCCUAGAUCCCUCCAGGCCAGCUCUCCGACAUGCAAGAGGUGGCCCUGAGCCUGCUCGUCCUCCUGGCAGGCCUGCCUGCCUUGGAUGCCAACGACCCGGAAGAUAAAAACAGUCCUUUCUACUACGACUGGUUCAGGCUCCGUGUCGGCGGGCUCAUCUUCGCAGCGGUCUUGUGCGCCGUUGGCAUCAUCGUCCUCAUGAGUGGGAAAUGCAAAUGCAAGUUCAGCCGGAAGCCCCGUCACUAUCCAGGGGAUGCCCCACCUCUCAUCACUUCAGGCUCUGCCCAUAACUGUUGAGGAUGGAUCAGCGGAAAGAGCACCGAGGGCCACUCUUUCCCCAAGUCCUGGCUCUGCACUGGAUCCUAAACUCCAGGAUGGAAUUCUCAGACCACCUGGCCAGGGCUCCAUCUCAUCUCUCACUGGAGGGGGUCUUUGUUCAAUUUUCACUCUUAAAUGAUCUUGCCUCAUGCCCAA